AUGACAGAUUCAUCGUGUCUAAUUAAGCUAAUCACUAAAAUCCAACCAACAGAGGUCUAUCAUCUUGCUGCUCAAUCGCAUGUGAAGGUUUCAUUCGAUCUGCCAGAGUAUACAGCUGAAGUUGAUGCUGUUGGAACGCUACGGUUACUGGAUGCCAUUCAUGCAUGCGGUCUCACUGAAAAGGUGCGCUUUUACCAAGCAUCUACCUCUGAAUUGUUUGGAAAAGUGCAGGAAGUUCCACAGAAGGAGACUACUCCAUUCUACCCACGUUCACCAUACGCCGUUGCCAAAAUGUAUGCUUACUGGAUUGUUGUAAACUAUCGCGAAGCAUAUAACAUGUUUGCAUGCAAUGGUAUUCUUUUCAAUCAUGAGAGUCCAAGAAGAGGAGAAACAUUUGUCACUCGUAAAAUUACCCGAUCAGUAGCAAAAAUUAGCUUGGGGCAGCAACAAUGUGUUGAACUUGGAAACCUUGACUCACUUCGU
This is a messenger RNA of Strongylus vulgaris, 483 nucleotides long. NCBI's taxonomy places the organism in Eukaryota, Metazoa, Nematoda, Chromadorea, Rhabditida, Strongylidae. The record is from the annotation of a GenBank genome assembly.